CCAACGUUAUCCAGCAGCUUUCAAUCUGCAUGAACAAACGAUCGUAACAACUUUAUUCUUCCAUUUGCCUCGACGGCCAUAGGUCCUUUGGCGUUUUUUUCGAACAAAAUUAGACUGCUCUACUGGUUUCGCAUUUAUUACAGGCAGACAUCGGGCGAGUUACUUAGGCCGGGCCAUCGUGAACUUUGAAUUCAUUCGUCUAAUUCCAUUCAAUACUACCCGCGACCUUUACAAUUUAAUAGUAAACCGACACCACGACCUCACUGCGUGUUGGCUCAUUCUCUACCGGACGAAGAAUCAAACCAUAUCGAUUGACUCCCCUCUCCAUAACCAACUUCUAUUUAUCUAGACUGGGUCGACAUUCGCUACUUUUCCAAGAUGGAUGAAGAGGUAGACCAGUUCAUGAGCAUAACCGGCGUCGCAGCCGAGCGUGUAGCUCGCGGCUACCUCGAGAUAUCCGGUGGCGACCCGAUGCAGGCUAUCCAGCUUUAUUUCGAAAAUCCCGAAUUAGAGGCAAGCUUCAACGCACCUGCUGCUUCCACCUCCGCUUCAACCUCGGCGCGACAACCUCCCACGGCCGCAACUGGAAGUCAAAACUUUACCGGUCGCGAAGAUUCUCGAGGCUUCAUUGUGAUAGACUCUGAUGACGACGACGAUGAUGUUCAGAUGGAUGAUAACGACUUCGCGGUACCCGAUGACGGUGAUGAUAAUGUUGCGGCGAUAGCGAGAAACGCUCAGGAGGAAGAGGAUGCGGCUAUGGCUAGACGAUUGCAGGAAGAGAUGUAUUCAGAGAACCAUGCGUCCGGAGAUGGAGUGCGGGCCCCAAUAGCACAAACAACGGAGACCCUCGCAGCGCCUAACCCGUCGUGGGGCAUGGAUGACGACCGAGACGCUGCUGUCAUGGAACAACUACGACGACAGCGCAGAGCUGACGGUUCGAGUACAAAUCCCUUUAACCAAUCAUCGGUUGACUGGUCCGACACCGACGACCGCACAGUCCCAGGCGCAAGAUCAUCGCGAUUCCCACCAACCAUGGGCGCUCCAGACAGCACAACGAGAAGAUUACGAGAUCUAUUCUCACCCCCAACUAGCCUAAUCAACCGUCUUCCCCUAGAAUCCGCGAGAGACCUUGGAAAGAAUGAGAAGAAGUGGAUACUCGUGAACCUUCAAAAACUCGACGACUUUCGAUGUCAAGUUCUUAACCGAGACCACUGGAAGAACGAGAACAUCGUUUCCUUAGUGCGCGAGCACUUCAUCUUCCUACAAUACACCUUAGACGACCCUCUAUCACGCUCUUACACGCAAUUCUAUUUCCACAACGGCAGCCAUGAAGACGAGAAUAACUAUCCUCAUGUUUCGAUUAUCGAUCCCCGCACCGGAGAACAGGUCAAGGUGUGGUCGGGAGAGUCGUUCCCUUCCCCAGAAGAAUUCAACCAAGAUUUAGUUGAAUUUCUAGACCGUUACAGCUUAGCAGCCAACAGCAAGAAUCCUGUGGUAAAGACGAAACCGAAAUCGAAGCCUAAGGAUAUUGGCCGUAUGACGGAAGAGGAGAUGCUUGAGAUGGCUCUAAAAAACAGUCUUGACGAAGACGGUGGCCCAUCCGAACCCAGCGUUUUGGACCCAGACGCUCUUACUAAAUCAAACCCAGAUAUUGGAAAGGGCAAGGGCAAGGAGCUUGCUGAUCCGGAUAGUGAUGCGGCAGAAGAGGCAUCUGGAGCAGCGUUCGCCCAAAUAUCAUCCUCUAACCCUCACGUAGAGCCCGACAACAACCCGGCGACUACGACCAGGAUACAAUUCCGACACGCAGGCGGUCGCAUUAUUCGACGAUUCCUUAUCACAGACACCAUUCGUCGUAUCUACGAGUGGCUCAAGGCCGAGCCUCUCGAGGGCAAGGAGGGCGUCACGUUCGAGCUCAAGGCUAUACCAGGCGGAGACCUAAUCGGAGAGCUCGAAAAGAGUAUCCAGGAAGCUGGUUUGAAGCAGGGUACGGUUAUGAUCGAGUUCAUCGAGGACUCGUAGGAAACCGAAGCAUAAUGAAGGGAUUCGGCCGCGUAAGGGGAUACUAGGAGACAAGGGAACAUAAGGAUUGUCUGCAUCAUCUUUCACGGCUCGCGUAAUGCGUUAUAGACCAUGUCAUAGUUAAAUUUGCAACAGCUCAGGUUCGCUGUUGCCCCGAUUCUGCUUUAGAACUAAUUAAACAAGUUCU
This is a messenger RNA of Annulohypoxylon maeteangense, 2206 nucleotides long. RefSeq lists its product as uncharacterized. Gene Ontology annotation, biological process: proteasome-mediated ubiquitin-dependent protein catabolic process. Gene Ontology annotation, cellular component: nucleus. Lineage: Eukaryota; Fungi; Ascomycota; Sordariomycetes; Xylariales; Hypoxylaceae. The transcript is spliced from 2 exons. The record is from RefSeq and is a predicted model, not a curated record. Gene Ontology annotation, molecular function: ubiquitin binding. Bases 379 to 2019 code for a protein of 546 amino acids.